GGCCCGAAAGUCAGCGCCCGCUCAGCUGCUUGAGCCUAAAGGAGAUAGGCGUAGAAGGCAGGUAAUUUCCUACCGGCUCCUCCAUAAAGGUGUUUAUGGAUCUCUUGCCCGAUCUCGUGGCCGGCUUCCUUCCUCAAUUUUCUUCGUCUAUCUCCUACCAACCGCUGGCCGUUUCCCUUCUCAUCCGGCGCGCGACAUGAAGUCACCAUGAAAGGCUUAGGUGGGAUACUUGCUGAGGCUUACGCAUCGUGGUCGCAAUCCAUCUACCAGUGCUGCCUACCUUGGACAUCUGACUCGGCCGACGAGAAGCCUCGUCGUCACCCCGCUGAGCGUGGGAGAAUACGUCAUAUCGUCAACGACACCGACGACAAUUUCUAUCUUCCGACGAGACCGGUUGCGCGCGACCCGCUCAAUAUCGUAUACCAAGCGCCGCCGCCGGUUCCGCCUCCUUCCGUAACGCCGUUCCGGCCGAGUACGGGGGCAUCUAAGUCGGAGCGGGCUUCGAGGAGGAGAAGAGGUUCGGGGCGGAGCAGCUUCUCGACGAAAAGGCUACUGCGACCGUCGAGCGCCGCGUCGUCGUCGCGCAAGCUCCAGAUAUCUGCCCCUACCAACUUUCGCCACCUUAAUUCGGAGACGUUCCGCGUCCCGCAGCAUGCCUUAACCCAAGCGAGGCCGCGGCCGGCUUUCCGCCCGCUCGAACUCAGCAUAUACAUGUCUCAACAUCAGCUUUCGCCUAUCCUGCCUCGCCUUGACUAUCCCACUCCCCCCGUCACCCCGCCUCCCCCCGCCUUGACCCCCUCGAGCCGUGAAGGUAGCCCUCAUGUCUCUCAUUCACGCAGCUACUCGUCGAUGUCGUUCCACAUCCCCCGGAGACCAGUCAAUGGAGGAUCCGUUUUCGAUUCUCCUCGGUCGGACGCCAGCACGCCCCAGCCGCCACGGCCGGCCAGAGCCCGAGCCUCCACGUUGCCAUCGACGCCGAACCCUAUGAUGGAGGAUCUCGUCGAACGAGUUGCCACUGCCAUGCUAGAGCGCGACAGACUGCAGGAACAGAUCGACGACGUCAUUGAGAGGCAGAGCAUAUAUAUUAGCAGCCGGCCGUCGACCGCGAACGGCGAACCAGAAAUGGAGCCCAUGCCAGAAAUUCCGGCACUGCCUCCUAAUGCUCCCUCGUUCAGCGAGCGUGUCAGCUCUGAUCGGCCGCGAACUGCGCCACCUCAGGCUCCUGGUCGCACACCGUAUAAGGCCAACUCGUCACGCAAAGUGGAGGGCAGGGUCCCUCCUCCGCCAUUGCCGCUUCGGUUACGCCCGCCGUUGCGCAAGAAGAAAUCCUUCUCCCGAGUUUCUACCUGGCUAUUCCCCAGUGGGGAGCCUAGACUCGACAUGAACCUCGAAUCCCUCACCAACGAGCCUAAGCCUGUGACGGGAGCCGAGGGCUUCUAUCAAGUGACCGGUCCCGAACCAAGCCGACGAUACAGCUUCGACUCCGUAUCUACGGGUUCGGGCUGGACCGUCGAAGAAGAGCAGACGGUGCCGACGAGCUUGUCGCCCAGCAGCACUACAACCUCGAAGGCAAAGCUCGAACCCCGAGUCAUGAUCGCAUCCGGGCUUCAGGUGCCCGUUAUGCUCCCGAAACGGCAGAGCGUCGGCGUCGCUAUAUAAUCCUUUCGAUUCUUUACGUAUUGUUUGCAUUCUACGAUACCAUGCGGUACUGUGAAACCGCACUUUCUUUCUUCACGUCCGGGCAUGACGUGACGUUUUGGUUAGCAGGGGAUAUAGGCAGGUAUAGACUUGGUGGCGAGUGGGUUUCAAAAAGCAUCGGAAGCGGGCACUCAUCACGAUGCCGGGGGUUAAUGAUAGACCAACGAGUGCGGAUGUCUCUGUGACCUUCGGGAGGGUCUCAAUUCGUGCUUGAUACUUGGCGGAUGAUACCCAAUGCCUAGGUGGUGGCGGAGCCUAGCGAACUUCUGGGCCUUCGGAGCUGGAGCUCAAGUGGCUCAGGUUUGGAUUUACGGGCCCCAUCCGGUGGCUUCCUAGUUACCUCCCUAUAUUAAGUAGUAGGUAAGGUCUAUGGCCUUAGUUAGUUGGGCAAGCAUACAGUUGCCAGAUAAUCAGAUUAGAUAUAGAUGGAUUUAGUCUGAGGCUAAAUAUUGCUGCCACGAGUCGGUUCCCAAUCUAGUCGGAAAGGUGGGUUAAACA
Messenger RNA from Durotheca rogersii, 2196 nucleotides. RefSeq lists its product as uncharacterized. The record is from RefSeq and is a predicted model, not a curated record. Lineage: Eukaryota; Fungi; Ascomycota; Sordariomycetes; Xylariales; Xylariaceae. The transcript is spliced from 2 exons. Bases 208 to 1659 code for a protein of 483 amino acids.